Camellia sinensis is the source of this 2680-nucleotide messenger RNA. RefSeq names its product putative folate-biopterin transporter 7. The record is from RefSeq and is a predicted model, not a curated record. NCBI's taxonomy places the organism in Eukaryota, Viridiplantae, Streptophyta, Magnoliopsida, Ericales, Theaceae.
UGAAAGGAGUUUUGAAUUGUAUUUGGUUAUGAGUUUUGAAAAUAAUUUUUGAAUUAAGUUUUAAGUAAUUUUGAGUUGUGUGUUUGGUUAUGAAUUUUAAAAAAUGUCGUGAAAAUUGUGUUGGAAUCAUAAUUCCAACACAUAACCACACGCAACCUUAAUUUUUCAAAACUUCAAAUCAAAAUUUAGUUCAUCAAUCAAAACCCUAACUUUUCAAUAUAGAUUUGGAAUUAGAUAGAGUUUGGAGGACGAACCUGAUUCAAUCUAUGAUGUGAGAGUGGACAACAAUGGUUGAGUUUUGACAUUCUUCUCAAAAGAUUUCUUCUCUCUUCGUUUCGCUCUGGCGUGCAACAUUGGCUAACGACGGCAGACGACGGAGGAUGGUGCUCGCCGAUGGAAAACACAGAUGAUGGUGAUUGUGCUCGAUGGAACGCAGGUGCGUCUCCCUCUCCCUCUUUCUUCGUUUCUUUCUGCUUUUGUUUCACGUUUUCAUUUUGUAUUUUUUUAAUGGGAAAAACGAAUGCCCUAAGAGAUUUAAUUCCCUGUUAUGCACAUACAAAGUGUUUUGUUCCUUUAGUUUUAAAGAGCCACUGAUGUGGCAAGUUCUUAUUGGAUGCAUAAAAAUUAUUGCAUUUUUUUUUUAUCAUUUUAGUAGGAUGUUACGAUUCGGCAGACCCCCAAAACAAUUCUGUGUAGGAUCCCGAUCUUAACAACCUUGGCAUUAACCUUCUCUCCGGUUUUCCCUUCCACUUUCUCCCCAUACGAGCUCUCACUCACGAGUAAAAAAUUGUCUCUCUCACUCUUGUUUCUGUCUAGUCCAUCUGAUGCCAGUGAGGAUUCAUCUCCCACUGUGCUUGCGAACAUUUAAUCAACACUACUCACUCACACUCUCUCCCUGUUCCUCUACACCGUAUUGUUAUCUCUUCUCUCUAUCUAAAGUAGUGACGGUUACCAUAGGGAUUCAUUCAUUCUAAGUAUAAUUGACGUGGUUCAGCUCAAGUUGAUCUAUCUAUUAUAUAUACAUAUAAUCUGUAUUCGAUUCCUCUUACAAAAAAAAAGGUUCAAAGAAAUAUUGGGUGGUGUUGAUAGAGAAAUGGGAUCGAGGUCGAGAUUCAAGUCGAAGUCGAACGGUAAUGACACUAAUAAUAAUAUUAAUAUUAAAGAGAAUAAGAAUAGGAUGCAGAUGUGGAUGCGAAAGGUAUUGCUGGGAUUAGGGUUCUGGGUGCAGGGGAUGAGGUGCUUCCCGUGGAUGGGGGUUAACUUCUUCCUCAAGGACGAUCUCAAGGUGGACUCUUCCACCCUCCAGCUUCUCCAGAACUCUGCCAACCUCCCCAUGGUUGCCAAACCCAUUUAUGGCCUCUUCUCUGACUCUGUUUACAUUGCCUCCCAACACCGCAUUCCUUACAUUGCUAUUGGAGCUUUCUUGCAAGCAGUGUCCUGGAUUGCCAUUGCUAUUCCUUCUUCCAAUAUCUCAUUCUUUAAAAUCAUCCUAUGUCUCCUCCUUGGGAACUUCGGUGCUUCAAUAGUUGAGGUUGCAAAUGAUGCUAUUGUUGCAGAGACUGGAAAACAGCCCAGUGCCUCUUCCAAGAACUCCCAGAUGUCUUCAUCAGGUGAGCUGCAGUCCUUUGUUUGGAUAGCCUCCUCCAUUGGUGGAGUCCUCGGAAACAUGCUUGGUGGUGUUGCUGUUGACCGAUUCUCCCCCCAAGCAAUGUUCUUUUGGUUUGGCGUAAUCCUUGCUAUGCAGUUUUUUAUAACAGUUUUGAUUCGUGAAAGUUCACUUAAUCUCCCCAAGAGUCCAUCAAACGUCGGAAUCAGAAAGCAGCUUUCAGAGCUCCUAGUUGCAUUGCAGAAACCUGAAAUUGCUCACUCAAUAACCUGGUUUGCAGUGUCUUAUGCCAUAAUUCCAGCCUUAACAGGCACCAUGUUUUUCUAUCAGACGCAACAUUUGGAGAUUGACUCUUCUGUAUUGGGGGUCUCUAAGGUGUUUGGACAGGUAGCAAUGUUGCUCUGGGGUGUUGCAUAUAAUCAACACCUGAAGUUCGUUCCACCGAAGAAACUAAUCUCAGCCAUUCAGUCGACUAUGGCUGUUUUCAUGGUGUCGGAUGUUUUGUUUGUGGAAGGGAUAUAUCGAAGGAUGGGGAUGCCAGAUUCGGUGUAUGUUGUGGUCUUCUCAGGCUUACUUGAAGUUAUGUGUUUCUUUAAGAUUCUUCCAUUUAGUGUUCUUGUGGCACAGCUUUGCCCACCAGGCUGUGAGGGAUCUCUAAUGGCAUUUCUCACGUCUUCCAUUGCUCUUGCAUUUAUAGUGAGUGGAUACUUGGGUGUUGCACUUGCAUCAUAUGUUGGGGUGACGGGGAAUGAUUUCUCAGGCCUGUCACGUGGCCUUAUUGUACAGGCAGCUUGCACGCUCUUGCCUCUCUUUUGGUCAUCGUGUAUUCCGGAUGUGCCCAAAACCAAAAGGAAAGGACAGUAACUGUAACAGUGGGAGAGCACAUAGUAUUACUAUUAUGUAAGACUCGGCUGUCGAUUUUUUAUUUUUUAUUUUGACGUCUCAUGUUCUUUCUGGUUUUGAUUGUUUUCAUUUGACGUAAUAUCAUUAGAUUAAAGGAAGUUUCUGUUACUUCCUACAGAAUCGUAUCAUUAGAUAAAUAAAUAAAAAUAAUAAAAAGUUAGAUUUCUCUUA